AUGAGUGCUACGAUGGAAUCUAGAGAUCUUGCAGCGGUUCAUGACACCAACGCCUACGACUAUAACCCCAGAGAUGUGGAGAAAAAGAAGCAUCAAGACGAUGCCUUGCCCGAAGAAGACCCUUUCGGAAACGAGGAGUUUGUGGAGGUGAAAUAUCGUACGUUGGGUUGGUGGCAAUGUGGAAUACUCAUGGUCGCAGAAAAUGUCUCCAUAGGAAUCCUGUCCCUUCCAUCCGCUUUUGCAACGCUGGGUUUUGUCCCAUCUAUCAUCUUGCUACUUGGAAUAUCCGGCAUUUCAUGGUACACUGCCUACGUUAUUUGUCAGUUCAAGCUACGAUACCCGCAUAUUCAUAGUAUGGGUGAUGCCGGUGAGGUGAUUAUGGGCCGAUUCGGACGUGAACUGCUUGGUACUGGCCAACUGCUGUUCCUGAUAUUUGUCAUGGCUAGCCAUGUAUUGACCUUUACGGUUCUGAUGAAUACUCUGACCGAACACGGCAGUUGUACAAUUGUCUUUGGCGUCAUCGCGCUGAUGGUUAGUUGCAUCGGAGCCCUACCACGCACCAUGGGUAAUGUAUACUGGAUGUCAAUUGCAUCAUUUCUCAGCAUCGUGGCAGCCACCGUGGCCACAAUGAUCGCAGUGGGUGUAGAGUAUAAGGGCUCGGUUCCCCUUGCUGUGACCACCCAUCUCAGCUUCAACAAAGAAUUCUUGGCCGUUAGCAAUCUUUUCUUUGCAUACGUGGGACAUGCCUCCUUCUUCGGGUUCAUCUCCGAAAUGGACAAGCCGCGAGACUUCACCAAGUCCCUCUCGGUGCUUCAAAUAAUCGACACGUCACUGUAUCUAGCUAGCGCUAUAGUGAUCUAUCGUUUCGUUGGUCCAGACGUCCAAUCCCCCGCCUUGGGCUCCGCAGGACACUUGAUGAAGAAAGUGGCCUAUGGCCUAGCCAUCCCAACUGUUCUCAUCGCCGGAAUCGUCAAUGGCCAUGUUGCCAGCAAGUACGUUUACGUGCGCAUAUUCCGCGGCUCGGACCACAUGCACGAGCGAAGUUUGCUGUCCAUCGGGUCCUGGGUCGCCAUUGGGGUUAUCUCGUGGAUAGUUGCAUGGGUAAUUGCCGAGUCAAUCCCAGUCUUCAACAACCUUCUGAGCCUGAUUACCGCCCUAUUCGGUUGCUGGUUCGCCUACGGAUUCCCCGCAAUAUUCUGGUUCGUCCUAAACAAGGGCUCAUGGUUCGCAACAAAGAAGAAGAUCCUUCUGAGCCUAGCCAACCUCUUCAUCUUGGCUAUGGCUAUCACAAUCUGCGGACUAGGAUUAUAUGUCUCCGGUGACGCAAUCAGUCAGGAUAGUAAUAGCGCCGUCUGGACCUGUGCUAAUAACGCUAACUGA
This is a messenger RNA of Aspergillus sclerotioniger CBS 115572, 1380 nucleotides long. Its product is annotated as amino acid transporter. Lineage: Eukaryota; Fungi; Ascomycota; Eurotiomycetes; Eurotiales; Aspergillaceae. Gene Ontology annotation, cellular component: vacuolar membrane. The transcript is spliced from 10 exons. The record is from RefSeq and is a predicted model, not a curated record. Bases 1 to 1380 code for a protein of 459 amino acids. Gene Ontology annotation, biological process: amino acid transmembrane transport. Gene Ontology annotation, molecular function: amino acid transmembrane transporter activity.